AUGGGGCUGGUCCACGGUCACCAAGGUCAUUUGGAACAACUGGAACAGGAAUUAGAACGACAACGAGAGGCAGAGCGAAAUCUCAGGGAAGAGAUAGAGCAACGAAAAGAGUUGGAAGAAAAACUCUUGAAGCUCGAAUCUUCCCUUAGAAGUCAGAAUUCUCGUGGCGACCGAGAAGAGUCGCCCCUGGGAGGAGAGGACACGUUCAGUGAGGACAUAAUGAGGACGAAAGUUCCAAGAAACUUCAAAAGCCCUGAUAUGAAUCUCUAUGACGGAACCACAGACCCGAAGCAUCAUUUAAGCAAUUUCAAAAGUCGGAUGUAUCUGGCUGAUGCUUCUGAUGUAACUCGCUGUUGCCGCCCCCUAGACCCAUCAAAAACAAAAAGGGGGAAAGCCGCGGAGUGUGAGUACCAUAAGAUGUAUGGCCACUCAACAAAUGAUUACUACGACCUUAAAAAUGUGAUAGAAAGGUUGGCCAGGGAAGGCCGACUUGAUAGAUAUCUCAUGGAAAGGUCGGACAAUCAUAGGAAAAGAAAGCGAGAUGAUGAGGAUAGAAGAGACCCACCACCACAAACCCCCGAGAGACAUAUACAUAUGAUCUCUGGAGGAUUCGCGGGAGGGAGACUCAUUAAAUCAUCUCGCAAAAAACACCUAAAGCGAGUUUAUCAAGUCAAAAACGAGUCUCCCGAUCUCCCAACCAUCUCGUUCACCAAACAGGACGGGCAGGGGAUCAUGUCCGAGCAUGACGAUCCGGUGGUGAUAACCAUGAUCUUGGCAAAUGCCAACCUCCACAGAACCUUGGACCAAGGGAGUUCGGUGGACAUCCUCUUUAAGCCUGCAUUCGACAAAUUGGGGUUGGAUAAAAUGAAGCUAAAAGCUUACCCAGACACCCUGUAUGGGCUAGGAGACAUGCCAGUUAAGCCAUUGGGAUACAUCCCCCUCCACAUGACCUUCGGAAAGGGGGAAAAUUCCAAAACUCUGAGCAUCGACUUUAUCGUCAUCGAUGUCGGAUUGACGUAUAACUCCUUAAUCGGUAGGACUAUGCUAAAUCGGCUCGGAGCGGUGGUGUCAAUCCCUCACCUUUGCAUGAAAUUUCCAACACCUAAGGGAAUAGCAAUGGUACGGGGAGACCAGAAGUUGGCAAAAAAAUGCUACAAUGAAAGCUUGAACCUCCGAGGAAAGAGCAAGAAAGUUCACACCAUAGAGCUCGGGGGAAUAAAAGCUAAAGAAGAGCUGCGGCCAUAG
This is a messenger RNA of Arachis stenosperma, 1245 nucleotides long. RefSeq lists its product as uncharacterized. The transcript has 2 exons. Lineage: Eukaryota; Viridiplantae; Streptophyta; Magnoliopsida; Fabales; Fabaceae. The coding region runs from base 1 to 1245 and encodes 414 amino acids. The record is from RefSeq and is a predicted model, not a curated record.